AUGGAGUUUGCUGCUGGAGCCAUCGGAGGCGUCUGCGGUGUUGCUGUGGGCUACCCCCUGGACACGGUGAAGGUCAGGAUCCAGACAGAGCCCAAGUACACGGGCAUCUGGCACUGCAUCCGGGACACGUAUCGCCGAGAGCGGGUGUGGGGCUUCUACAGGGGCCUCUCGCUGCCCGUGUGCACCGUGUCCCUGGUGUCGUCCGUGUCCUUCGGCACCUAUCGCCACUGCCUUGCACACGUCUGCCGGUUCCGCUAUGGCAGCGCCGACGCCAAGCCUGCCAAGACGGACAUCACGCUCUCUGGAUUCGCCUCCGGCCUCGUCCGCGUGUUCCUGACCUCGCCCACCGAGGUGGCCAAGGUCCGCCUGCAGACGCAGACGCAGACGCAGACGCAGACGCAGACGCAGACGCAGACGCAGCAGCGGCGCCCCUCGGCCUCGGGGCCCUCGGCUGCGCCCCCCACGUGCCCUGCGCCCGCUGUGGAUCGGGCGCCGGGGCCCAAGUACCGCGGGCCGCUGCACUGCCUGGCCUCGGUGGCCCGGGAGGAGGGGCUGCGCGGCCUCUACAAGGGCAGCUCGGCCCUGCUUUUCCGGGACGGUCACUCCUUUGCCACCUACUUCCUCUCGUACGCCGUCCUCUGUGAGCAGCUGACUCCCGCUGGCCGCAGCCGGCCAGACGUCUUGGGCGUGCUGGUGGCCGGUGGCUGUGCAGGGGUGCUGGCCUGGGCCGUGGCCACCCCUAUGGACGUGAUCAAGUCGCGCCUGCAGGCGGAUGGGCAGGGCCAGCGCCGCUACCGGGGCCUCCUGCACUGCGUGGUGACCAGCGUUCGGGAGGAGGGGCCGAGGGUGCUCUUCAAGGGGCUGUCGCUCAACUGCUGCCGCGCCUUCCCCGUCAACAUGGUGGUCUUUGUCACCUACGAGGCCGUGCUGAGGCUCAUGCAGGGCCUGCUCUCAUAG
Lagenorhynchus albirostris (white-beaked dolphin) is the source of this 957-nucleotide messenger RNA. It is a transcript of the gene SLC25A47, whose product is annotated as solute carrier family 25 member 47. The transcript is spliced from 6 exons. Gene Ontology annotation, molecular function: transmembrane transporter activity. The record is from RefSeq and is a predicted model, not a curated record. Gene Ontology annotation, cellular component: mitochondrion. Gene Ontology annotation, biological process: transport. Bases 1 to 957 code for a protein of 318 amino acids. Lineage: Eukaryota; Metazoa; Chordata; Mammalia; Artiodactyla; Delphinidae.